AAUAAUAAUAAUAAUAAUAAUAAUAAUAAUAAUAAUAAUAAUAAUAAUAAUAAUAAUAAUAAUAAUAAUAAUAAUAAUAAUAAUAAUAAUAAUAAUAAUAAUAAUAAUAAUAAUAAUAAUAAUAAUAAUAAUAAUAAUAAUAAUAACAAUAAUAACAAUAAUAAUAAUAAUAAUAAUAAUAAUAAUAAUAAUAAUAAUAAUAAUAAUAAUAAUAAUAAUAAUAAUAAUAAUAAUAAUAAUAAUAAUAAUAAUAAUAAU
Anopheles maculipalpis is the source of this 258-nucleotide messenger RNA. RefSeq names its product GATA zinc finger domain-containing protein 15-like. The record is from RefSeq and is a predicted model, not a curated record. The annotation marks the transcript as partial. NCBI's taxonomy places the organism in Eukaryota, Metazoa, Arthropoda, Insecta, Diptera, Culicidae. The transcript has a single exon.